AUGUCCAAAACAAAAGCCAGAAAAAAUCUCCCAGUUCAUAUAGUGGAGCCACAUAAUGAUGUUGUUCCGUUUUUACACCGGGCAAUUGCGUCACGAUUGCUUCCAUAUUCAGGCAUUCCUAUGGUACACUUUGACUCACAUCCUGACUUGCUGAUACCCAUCAACUUAGAGGCAGAUGUUGUCUUUAAACCGCAGCUACUUUAUGAGUCUAUUAGUAUUGAAAACUGGUUGUUGCCAUUAACAUAUGCUAAACAUUUGAAUCAAGUUGUUUGGGUGAAGCCACCAUGGGCUCAGCAGAUCCAGACAGCAGAACAGACAUUUUCUAUCGGGAGAUGCACAGCUACUGGGAAGUUAAGGUUAUCCAGCAAAGAGAACUACUUUUUGACAGAAGGCUUGUUUUGUCCAGCUCAAGACCUUGCUGAUGCAAGCAGUGUCAAACUGACAGUUAUAGAACUCUUGCCUGACAAGUGGGCCAACCUCAACCCACACAGUGAAGAAUCUGUGGAGACCGUGACCAAAAAGCAAAGCGGUAUUGUAGAAUUGCAAGACCUUGUCGGCAACAAACCAUAUAUCUUGGAUGUUGAUCUGGACUUCUUUUCAACUGCAAAUCCUUUCAAAAAUAUGUUGAGACAUGAUGAGGAGGAGGCUUUGAGGAGACUCUAUCACUAUCCUCCAGUCACAGAUUUCUCCGAUGAGGUCAGUCG
Messenger RNA from Candidula unifasciata, 704 nucleotides. The record is from the annotation of a GenBank genome assembly. Lineage: Eukaryota; Metazoa; Mollusca; Gastropoda; Stylommatophora; Geomitridae.